UGGUAUAAUACAACUUAGCAGCAGAAUGCGCGGGAAGAGACUUCCGUUACUGUGUUUAAGGUAAAAUUAUUGCAAAAAACUGAAGAUAAAAAGAGUAUGCAAGCUUUUUUAAAAACUGGUAAAUUAGGUCCCGGCGAGUCCAAAAAAGUUUCGAAUUCACGUUCAAAAGAAGAACGUAAUGGUCCCGCACCGCCAUGGGUCGAGAAAUAUCGUCCAAAAAACGUAGAAGAUGUUGUUGAACAAACAGAAGUAGUAGAGGUAUUACGACAAUGUUUAAAAGGAGGUGAUUUUCCAAAUUUAUUAUUUUAUGGUCCACCUGGAACUGGUAAAACAAGUACUAUAUUAGCUGCAGCUAGACAAUUAUUUGGUAGUCUUUAUAAAGAAAGAGUAUUAGAAUUAAAUGCUUCUGAUGAACGGGGAAUUCAAGUUGUAAGAGAAAAAAUCAAGUCUUUUGCACAACUUACAGCAGGUGGUAUGAGAGAUGAUGGAAAAAGUUGUCCUCCUUUCAAAAUUAUUGUCUUAGAUGAAGCAGAUAGUAUGACUGGUGCAGCACAAGCUGCACUUCGUCGUACUAUGGAGAAAGAAUCUCAUAGUACUAGAUUUUGUUUGAUUUGUAAUUAUGUAUCAAGAAUCAUAGAACCUUUGACUUCUCGUUGUACAAAAUUCAGAUUUAAACCAUUGGGAGAAAAUAAAAUUAUUGAGAGAUUAGAAUAUAUAUGUAAAGAGGAAGAUUUAAAGGUAGAAAAACCUGUUUUAUUAAAAAUUGUUGAAGUUUCGGGUGGAGAUUUAAGACGUGCCAUAACAUGUUUACAAUCAAUUACAAAAUUAAAAGGCAAGGACAUUGAAAUUACUGUUGAUGAUGUACUUGAAAUCAUUGGGAUUGUACCUGACAAAUGGUUGGAUGAAUUAAUAGAUGUAUGUAAAACGAAGGAUUAUAGCAAAGCAGAAGAAUUUGUCGAUCAAUUUAUGUUAGAAGCAUAUGCUACAUCCCAGGUUAUUGAACAACUUAGUGAAAGAAUUAUAUAUUCCAAUGAAUUAACAGAUAAACAGAAAGCUUUAAUUGCAGAUACACUUGGGGAAUGUAAUUAUAGACUGUUAGAUGGUGGAAAUGAAUAUAUACAACUUAUCAAUAUUUGUUGCGGUAUUAUAAAAGCUUAUGAAUUAGUAUAACUAUUAUAUUUUUUCAAAUUUUUAUUUUAUAUCAAUAAAUAUUUAUUAUUUUUUUUACAUA
Messenger RNA from Apis cerana (Asiatic honeybee), 1231 nucleotides. RefSeq names its product replication factor C subunit 4. NCBI's taxonomy places the organism in Eukaryota, Metazoa, Arthropoda, Insecta, Hymenoptera, Apidae. Gene Ontology annotation, biological process: DNA-templated DNA replication; DNA repair. Gene Ontology annotation, cellular component: DNA replication factor C complex; nucleus. Gene Ontology annotation, molecular function: ATP hydrolysis activity; DNA binding; ATP binding. The record is from RefSeq and is a predicted model, not a curated record.